Molecule: messenger RNA, 1683 nt
Organism: Ruditapes philippinarum (Manila clam)
Lineage: Eukaryota; Metazoa; Mollusca; Bivalvia; Venerida; Veneridae
Product: zinc finger C3H1 domain-containing protein-like
Exons: 7
Coding region: 369-1682 (437 amino acids)
Source: RefSeq, a predicted model, not a curated record
AAUUUACCAAUGACAAACACAUUCCAGCCUAAUCAACAGUAUAUGGCUAAUUUAAACUUUAAUAACAGUAACAAUGACUUAAAUGGUCAUGAGGAUCAGGAUUAUCGUCUCCGCGGAAACAUAGAAAUAAAUCACGACGUCAGUCAUCAUGGUAUGUCGGAGUCACGUCUGUUUAAAUUAGCUGGAUACAGUCCAACAACAAUACCAGACAGCUGGAAUUCUAGAAAUAAGGAAGUUGUAAAUUUAGAUAGGAGUGGAGAGUUUGGUAAUUUAGCAGACGACACUACAGGAAUUGUAACGAAAGGCGCCCCCUGGCGGUACCAGAGGUUGUUACUGAAGAAGAAGAUGAUGGGGAAGAAGAAGAAGCCAUGCUUAGAGCACAUUUGUUACAGUCUAUGAUGAAAAAAAUGAAAGAGAAACAAAAACUGCUUGAGGAUGCCAGUAGAAGUGAUAGUUCUCUAUCAAGAAGCCAGUCUCCUAGCUCAGUUACAGUAGUUAGACCAGCUAAACCAAUCCCACAGAAACAAGCUUACAGUAGAAUUCAUAUGGCAAAUCUGCCGAUUCAUAAGCCAGUGAUUAUCAACCUUGGAGAGGACUCUUCAGAUGAGGAGGAAGAAAAGUUACAAACAGCGCCAUCUGGUGUACAAAAACUACUGGGUGGACUUGAUUCAUUCCUAAAGGAGGCUAGACGCUCAACAGAGACAACUGGAGGUCAGUCACCAAAGAAAGUUGACACAGAGAAAGUAUUAGAGAUGAAGAGGAGACAGGCGUUGAUGUCUAGAGUCAGACAGGAGGAAAUUAAUCUUCUCAAACAAAGUGAAAGUAUUACAAAAGACCAAACUUUAUUGAAGACUCUAGUGAACCAGGCAUCUAAGUAUCUACAGAAUGUAAAGAUAUCUGAAGCAAAGGUUAAACAGUUAACGGAACAAUUAGCAGCUGCCGAGAAAGUUGCCACUGCAAAUAAAGACAAUCUGGAGAAAGCCAAAAAACAGGCAAGGUUGGUUAAAGACCGACUGUUAAAGAAGAAGACUGAGUACGAGACUCUACAGAAGGGUUUGAUAGAAGCUGGGCGUGAGUUACACGGUGCAGAAUAUAAGAUUGGUGCUCCUCAGUCUGUUCGAAAACGUGUCGUACAAUCUACAAAUCUACCUCUAGUCAAUUCACAAUUAGAGAACAGACCCAUAGUGUCUAAACCUGCUGGCAAGCAUACAAUGAAAGAGAAUAUGACUGUUACUAUAAAUAACCCAUCUAUCGGACAAAGUACCAAUGUUCUUGACAAUGACCGUGUGCCAAACUCUGAGAAUAAAGGAAACAUGAUUGUCACCCCGGUCACAGAAGCUGUGAAACAGUCUAGAAACAUGAACUCUAUUCAUACACAGAAACAGUCUUUACUUGAGAUGAAGGCUUUACUGGAGAAACAAAAGAAAAUCGAGUUAGAACAGCAACGGAAGAAAAGAGAACAGAUACUGAAAGCAAAAGAAGAGAAAAGAUUAAAGAUAAUGAAACUAAGAAACGAAAUCAAACUCGGGGAGAUGAAGUUAAAACAUGCUGAGAUUGAUAAACAAAAGGCUGAGAGGCUUAAGAAUGAACAGAAAGAUUUAGCAAUGAGUAAAAGCGUGCUGAAGAUGGAGAAGAUUGAGUUAGGAUCGGAUCCGAUCGACUUGACCGAUGAAGAAAAAUGAA